CAGUAAAUUUGUGUUUUGUUGCGAAUUGGCAUUCGCGAUUUAUAUUUAUUAUGAAAAUAAAAUACUUUUACUUACAAAAAUGAUGAACAAUUUAUUUUAUAGUGUAGUUAUCAAUGCAUUCGUUGUCUGCACAGCUUCUAAAUUUGAGACAUAUGAUAAUACGUCUCAAAAAACCUUUGUUUAUAACACAUAUGGCUAUGAUAAACUAAUUGACGUGUCUGUUAAUAACACAACAACACAAAUAUUGGAUUUCUAUGAGGACUCCGAUUUGUACUCCGGCUACCCAACCAGAGUACACGUCAGCACAAAUAAAUCUAUAAAUGGCGUAUAUCCGCUGUUUGUUACAGCUGCACAACAGAAAAGUGUAUCCUCAUGGGAGCUACCUCUGCUGGUGACGACAAAACAUGGAGUGUUGCAAUUUAACGACAUGCAGCGUACUCUGUGCCCGCAUGACGCAGGACCUAAUAUAACAUCGCAAAGUCGACCCACAUUGACAUUAGCGACAUCUAGUCCAACUGAUGUAAAUGUUCGCAUAAAAUUGAAGAGAGUCAUGAAUUUCUAUUUGGAAGUGAAUAAGGAAGUGAAACUGAACGUUACACCAAGCACACCAAAAUACUAUUAUUUCUCAUUCGAUAGAGACCCGUGGAAUGUUAGUGCAAUUCAACGUGGUAUAUUACCUAGGUUUAACUACACAAUACCAAAGAGUGUGUUAUUAAAUAUCAAAUCGGACGAUGAUAUAUGUGCUACUAUAUCUAUUCAAAACAACUCAUGUCCAGUGUUCGACAAUGAAAAAGAUAUGUUAUAUCAAGGGUACCAUUUCACUAUGACUACCAAAGGUGGGAUUACCAUCACACAAUCAAUGUUCCCGAACGGUUUCUACGUAGUGUUCAUAGUGAAAGAGAGCGAUGAGGAGUGCACGGGUGUGAGCGAGACGGAUAGUGUGGGCGGGGCUAAUGGCAGGAUUAAGGCGUUCACUUUAACAGUUAGUACAGCGGCUACUACAAGUGACUUUCUUCUCGGGGCUCUAGCGUCACUUGCGCUAAUAAUACUAGUCGCUGCGUUGGCUCCGCUUGGGAAUAUGCUGACUUGUAGACAUACAGAAUUUAUAUUAAUAGAAGAGACAGUGGUGCCCUCUACCUCUCGCGAUAGUACAGAAACCGAGGCUGUUGUUAAGAAUAGUGAUGAUUCAGAUGCAGAAUCUGAAGAUGAGUUACAAGGAAGGUCCCUUCCUAUACCUUUAAAUGUGGCCGGAUUGAGUCGUAAGAGUAAAACUUGUAAUAGACGGUCGGAUAGAUAUUUCUGGAGUGCCCUUACUGUGGCGGUCGUGUAUGCAUUACCAGUGGUACAAUUACUAUUCACAUAUCAAAGGAUGGUGUUUCAAACCGGUGAUCAAGAUGUGUGCUACUACAAUUUCCUGUGCGCUCACCCAUUGGGGCCUCUGGCUGAUUUUAAUCACGUCUACUCCAAUAUUGGUUACAUCAUUUUGGGCUUAGCAUUUAUGGUGCAAGCGAGAUGCAGACAUGUGCGCUAUGGUGGUAAUCAGGAGCAAGGUAUACCCCAGCACCUGGGUUUGUUCUACUCAAUGGGUCUCGCGUUGGCCAUGGAAGGCCUCCUGUCAGCUUGCUACCAUUUGUGCCCUAAUAAAAUGAAUUUUCAGUUUGACUCAUCAUUCAUGUACGUAAUUGCUGUGCUGUGUAUAGUGAAACUUUAUCAAUCGAGACAUCCAGAUGUAAACGCAAGCGCGCAUGCCACUUUUAUGUUACUGGCACUUUUGAUGGCUAUCGGUUUCCUCGGCAUAAUGUAUCCAAGCGUAUAUUUCUGGGUGUUUUUCACCAUCAUGCAUCUGGCCGUGUGCUUUGUGUUCACUUUCAAAAUAUAUUACGUGGGGAGAUUUAAAAUGGAAUGGACGAUACCCCGCACAGCAGUUCGUUCUAUAAGACAGCACGGUUGGCUCGCUUUCAAGCCCAACUAUACGGCUCGAGCUGUUCUCAUUGCUAUAGCUAAUUUGGCGAACAUUGCAUUGGCUGCCUAUGGCCUCUACGAGCACAACAAGGACUUCGCUCGUCACUUGCUAGCCAUAUUAAUGGGGAAUACCAUAUUAUAUAACGGUGGUUAUGUGAUAAUGAAGUUAGUUCACCGCGAACGAGUACCGGCCGCGGGAUGGUUGUGGUUAGCACUAGCUCAUGUUGUAUGGGGACUGGCUGCUUAUUUGUUUCUGAGUUCGAGGACUAAGUGGUCGCAAACACCAGCCCAAUCUCGCACGCAUAACGCGCUAUGUGACGCCAUGGGUGUAUUCGAUACACACGACUUGUGGCAUUUAGCCUCUGCGGCGGCCAUGUUUUUUUCGUUCAACGCUCUUUUAAUAUUGGACGAACCAUUGGACAAUACGCCUAGGCAUUUGAUACCAGUGUUUUAGGUUAUAAGUGUUUUAUUUUUAAGUGCAAUAAAGUUUAAAUAAAUAACCUGUAUUAUAUGGGUUAUUUGCUGUUCUGGAAAUCUGCCUUACUCUUAUAACUCAGGGGUAUUCUCUGACCUAUCUGAUAUGCACACAAAGUUUCAUGAGAAUCGGUCAAGCCGUUUCGUAGUAACUUACAUUGUGACACGAGAAUUUUAUAUGUAUAUUAGAUAUGGAAAUUUUAACGUCUAUGUGGAUAGUGCUUUAUAUCUAGAAAUCUAUAUUUAAUAGUACUUUUUAUUACCUUGAGAAGUUAAGAGAGUGCUAUGAUUUGGAGUAAACAUAGUGGGAAAGUGAAAAAAUAAUAAAUAAAUAAA
This is a messenger RNA of Colias croceus (clouded yellow), 2772 nucleotides long. It is a transcript of the gene Sir-1, whose product is annotated as SID1 transmembrane family member 1-like. Bases 80 to 2416 code for a protein of 778 amino acids. Lineage: Eukaryota; Metazoa; Arthropoda; Insecta; Lepidoptera; Pieridae. The transcript has 20 exons. Gene Ontology annotation, cellular component: membrane. The record is from RefSeq and is a predicted model, not a curated record.